UCGCGCUCGUUGCUAGGAUCUCCUAACGGCCCCUCCCCCUUUCAUUUCCAGCUGCGGCCAAAUGCCGCCGCCGCCGCCGCUCUCUCCAGCUCGGGUGUUCGCCGAGUUGGUGUCCCCGCCGGUCGACUCCGGCACGGGAGAGGAUGAGCCGGCCAGAGCUGCCUUAGGAGGGCCGCUUGGGCGGGAAGUUCACGUGAGCGGCAGCGCGGAGCUCAGCGCCGGACCGGAUCGGGCCAAAGUCACGGUUUAUUUGAGAAGCAGGAAAGGGGAAGCCGGCGCAGCGCAGAGCAGCGUCGCUCGCAGACUAGACUACAUUGCCCAGACGGUUCGGCAGCGCGGCGGCACCUCGGAAAAUGAUGUGACUGUGACAAAAAACUUCAGUAGAAUAGAAAAUGCAUAUAAGAUGGAAGCAGAGGUCUGCAUUAUAUUUACUGAUUUUGGAAAAAUGCAAGAUACAUGUAAUCAUCUUGUUGAGAAACUAGAUAAAUCUGUUAUCAUCAGCUCACCUCACUUUUACCAUACAGUGGAGGCUAUAGAUACCCUUCGGAGGCAGGUAUGUGUUUCUGCUGUUAGAAGUGCUCAGCAAAAAGCUCAAGAAGUUUGCCAAUUAUUUGGACACUCCCUAGGGAAACCUCUGCUAAUCAAGGAAGAAGAGGCAAAGGAGUCGGAAGGUCAUCUUGAAGAUCAUAUAGACAAUUCUUCAGAUUUAUUCAGUUUUCAGCAGAAACUCCAAAGUGCCACCAUCUACGUUUCUUCAAGGGUAUUUGCCAUUUUUGAAAUAAAGGGAGAGAAGAAGAGGAAAAAGGCUGCUCUUAUAAAAGUGAAUUAAUUAACCUCUACAGCCAUUAAUUAAACUUUGUUUAACCUUUAUAAAGAAGAAUGUACUCAGGAAGCUCUACUUGAUUAUUCCAUAGUCUUAAAUUUAAAAUUACAGUGGAACUAUAAGUAGAAACGUCUUUUAUUAAAUGGGGUGAAAAAUGUGGAUCCCUGCCAGUGUUUUUAGAAAGUCAUUGUUCAGAUGUUAUAUCUAAAAUUAAUGGAAAGCUUUAUUUAGCUAUCAUUAUACAACGCAAGAAAAUGUGCACCCAGCAUCAUUUUAAAGUAAUCACUGACACAUUCUGUUGCUCAACAAAGCAAACAUAGGUAGAUGUACCUUGUAGUCCUCCCUUUGUUAGUGGGUUCCGCCUUUUUAGAGCAUUUGUUAGUACAACUUCUUAGAAAACUGGUUUAUCUAAAAGGCAUUCAGAGUUACUAUUAUAUAGCAGCCAAUAGUCCUAUUGUGUAUAUAAAUUUAUUCUAAGACCUAAAAAUUAAUUUUGUUAAUGCAGCAGUACACGUCUGGUUUGGUCCAAAGCAGUCUGCUUUUUAAAUAAAAUAUUUGUACAAUAGCUUCAUUGUGACUUUCUUAUUGCUAAGUUGUAAAUUGCUUAGUUAGGCUUUGUCCAAGAAGUAUUAAGGAAAUUGUUUUUCUCAAUGCUUUAUAAUCCAAACCAAAUUGGUUCAGUACUGUGUACUAGGACACCAAUUUUAAUGAAAAAAGGUAAUCUUGGGUAGGUUAAUUUUGUUCGGUUUUGAUUCUUCCACUUAGAAAUAUUUUCCGCAGGAUUUCUAAGAUUUUCAGAUGAAAGUAUUUAUGUACGGUACCUACACAAUUGUGAUAGGACUUCCAGUUGUGCUAAGAUGGAAAACUAUCUUCAUAUAUGCUGAAUGUACAGGUGCCUAUGGAAGAUCCUGCACCUCAGAACAUAUUGCAGGCAUGGCUUGCUCCUUAACAUAUUUCCAGUGCAUCUUGUUCAGAAAAAUAUCUGAACAUGGCUAAAGUAUACAUUGUACCAAGCCAGACGCUAACUCAGACUCUGUACUUUAGGGAAGUACAAAAAACAAAACAAAAAAAAGGCUUCAACAGGUAAACUCCUGAAACAGCCUAAUGAAGAAUUGGGUUAUUCUUAGUAGUUAUGCUAGCCAUGGAAGUUAAUAGGAAAAACCUAUUUCAUAUUCCACAGCCAAUAAUACUUUCAACAUUCACCCGGCAGCCAAGUUGAAAUUUCUUGAAAGUAUAUUGACUCUUGGAUUAAUAACGUCGAUCUUUAUCAUCCACGCUAGGAGGAUACCGUCGUAGAAUAAAUGCCACACAAAACAAAACAGAAAAAUCUAAAAUAAAAUAAGUUUUCAGAAGUUACACUGAAUUGCAAUUAUGAGAAAUCCUGAACCUUUCAAACUAAUCACAGGAGAAAAUAAAAAGAUUUAUUAUAAUAGCAAACAUUUUAUAUUGUUGCCAAGAAAAACAAUGCAAGUAUAACAUAGUCAUACAUUGUUUUCUUGGCAGCAAUAUAAUUUUUUCCUCCCUUUUGCCUGGGUGGAAUUUUCCAUUUGUUUCCCUCCCCACUUUGGUACUAAAUUCAGCUUAACAAAAAUUCUGCAAACCUACAAGAACAAAUGUAUUUGAAGUUUUCUAUUUCUAAUUAGCUACAGCUGAAUUAUUUAGCAAUGAAAUUAAUAUGUUGCCCCAUUUCAUUAAAAUAGAGAUGAAGUAGCAUGAAGGGGAUUAUUUAAAAAUUGAUUCUUCCAUUAUCUGUACAACUGUUUUUGAAAAAAAUCUUGACUGUUCCUCCUGCAAGAACUUCAUUAAUGACAGAAAUCGGCACAACUUAGAAAAACGAGUUUUCUAUUUAUUUAAAAAUAGGUUUGUUACUACAUUGCAGUGACAGUAAUUCUUACACUUACAUUCUAGUUUGUAUAAAAGGAUUCCAAGUAUUAUUCAUCAAAACCAACAUAAGUGUUUCACAUAACAAUAAAAGUUUCAGUCAAUAUAUAUACAAAAAGAAAGGGCACUGUUCAUCCAGGUGAGAGACUGCACUUUAUAGUAUAAUUAAGGAAAUUUCUAGGGGAAAUUGAAAAAACCUAAAGGUAUUAUAAAACGUAUCUGGGAUUUACAUAUUGUACAAAACAAGUAUAGCUUUAAAUGUGUCAGUUUUAAAACUAAAUGUUCCAAGACAACUUCCUUAUAUUGUUCUACUUUAUAUAUUUCACAUUUUAAGUGAUGAAAGUUUUAUUUAAAAAUAAAGUCAUGUGAACUGAUUAUUCAGAUUUAACUUAUUUUUCAGAUUUUUGCAGUGAUGGUCCAAAAAUGUAACAAAUAAUGUGACAACUUGUUUCUUUAGGUGUAUGUCUGAUAUGUACAUGUUAAAUGCCAUCUGUGCAAGUGUACAAAUUCUGUGCAAAUAUUUCAUAAGUAAUUUCUAGAGCAUUUUGUCAACAAUUCAUUUUCUAUCACAGCAGUUUCUUGAUGUGUUUAACUGUAUUUUAAAAAGGUAUUUUUUAAAACUCAGUAUCUCCUAUCUAUGCAAAGUAAGUCAUUGGUUAAUUUCUUUUUGUUUAACAGAAAUAAUUCCUAAAAUUAUACAUUUUUAGAAAGAGAUUUGGGGCUUGGUUUUUGUAAUUCCACAAAUAAUGCCAUUAGUGUCUUCACCCUAUCUCUUUUAUAUUUUUAAAAAUCUAUAUUGAGUUGAAUCCCAUCAUAUCCCUCCAGAAAUGUAGACUCUUCUGCUAGUGGGAACUGUUAUGAAACAUACAUAACAGACAAAUUCAAUAGCUUAGUUGCCCGUGCACAACAAAAAACACUAAUAAACCACACCAGCACUUUCAGAGUUUACGAUAAUGUUAGAUUUUAUCUUUCAACCUUUCUGAAAUUAAAGUUCUCUCUUCAAAGAGCUCUGAACAACUGAAAACAAAAACAUGAAAGAUGUUUUUCUAUAGCCAAUUGUAACUACAAAUUGUGUAAAAAUGCACAGACCAGUGAUUUAGAUUAAAAAUGAUAUUCAGACUUAGCCAUCAUAUAUGAAAUGUACGUAUUUUUAAAAUAUAAACAUUUGUACAUUAUUUACAGUAGAAACUGAGCAGCCCUUUUAUCAGAUGAAUCCUUAGGUCCAAUUAUAUGAAGUGCGAGAUUAACAGAUACAUGAAAACAUAGAAUAAAAGCCCGAUCCAGUCGGUUCCUGUUACAUCUAUGGAGCAUUCCCACAACUGAACUGUUCACCUGUGGGGUUUUGCAGAUGGUGGAAAGAGGUCAAAGCAUACUCCUCUGUAUGCCUCUUGACGCAAACUAGAAAUGCAAAGUGGACUGGAUUGUGCCCUAAACCUUCAUUAGAUAUAGUACAUCAAGGGGAAGAGGGUUUACGUCAGAGCAGAGGUGACAAUCUUCAGCUCCCUGGGACCAACUUUCUUUAGAGAAAGCAAAACUCAGGACCCUUUGAUGGGUCCUUUGUAAAGUUAUUUAAGAUUAUUAAAGCUUGUGUAACUGAAAUCCUAAAUUGGUACUUCAAGAACAUUUGUAUUAUAGCAUAUGACAGAUGUUUGUGUGCACACAUGCCCAUUUAAAAACUGAUAUGUAAUACAUGUAGCAUGACUUGUAGAAUGUUUGACAAAGAUAAAGUAAUAUUCACUGAUAAAAUUGAUAAUAUGGUACAAAUCAUAGUAUCGAUUGCUCUUAGGUGCAAAUGUACCUUAGAACAAUCAAUUUAAUAUAGGAAGACAAUUCUUUCUACGCUUCAUUACUUCUCACUAACAAAAAUGAUCAUUGUUCAAUAUUCACUAUUAGGCUGGUUAUUAUUAUAACUGCUGGGAAACAAAACUCAAGCCUGCUAGUUUUAUUAUUAAAUUUGGAAUUUUUCAAUUUUUAAAAUGAAAAACCUAUUUUGCAAUGAAUGUGAAAUACUUUUCUAUCAGACCACAGCAUAUUAACCAUAGUUAACAAUGAAAUAAUGAAAUAGCUAGCAUUUUGAAACUUAAUGGUCCAUGCUGUAUCAGAAUCCUUUUUUAGGUUAUAUUAAACAUUUGCUUUUAUUACUGCCAAGUUUGUAAGGUAAUAAUUUGUAUAGUAUCCAUAAGUACCAAGAGGUGAUAUGAACAUAAAUAUUUUAUGCAAAUAUGCCAAGAAAUAUAUUUUCCUAAAGAUAGCAUAAUAUAAUCUAUAAUACAUUUUAUUAUAGAUCAUCACAAAUUACCAAACCAUGAAUUAUUGCUUAUUUAUGUGCUAAAUGAAAAUCAUUUUUGUUGGUACAGCAAGAAUCUUGUAAAUCAAACAACCAAAUCAAUUAAAGAAAUUGAAGUCAAGUCAAGCUUAAUCUUAUUUAGAGAAAGUAGCAUAGCUACAGUAUUAUAGAUACUAUUUUUUGAAGAAAAUUCCCAAAUAAUAUUAGAAAAAAGAUAAGGACAGUAGGGCCUUUUAGUACUACAAUAAAUUCUUCAGGAAAAAGGAAAGUGUUAUAAAUAAAACUUUCAAUUUUUGUCAUUUGUAAAAAAAAAAAAAAAA
This is a messenger RNA of Crotalus tigris (Tiger rattlesnake), 5311 nucleotides long. It is a transcript of the gene IRAK1BP1, whose product is annotated as interleukin 1 receptor associated kinase 1 binding protein 1. NCBI's taxonomy places the organism in Eukaryota, Metazoa, Chordata, Lepidosauria, Squamata, Viperidae. The record is from RefSeq and is a predicted model, not a curated record. The coding region runs from base 62 to 829 and encodes 255 amino acids. The transcript has 4 exons. Gene Ontology annotation, biological process: canonical NF-kappaB signal transduction; immune response.